This is a messenger RNA of Rhinopithecus roxellana (golden snub-nosed monkey), 3416 nucleotides long. It is a transcript of the gene IFT88, whose product is annotated as intraflagellar transport 88. Gene Ontology annotation, biological process: kidney development; inner ear receptor cell stereocilium organization; non-motile cilium assembly. Lineage: Eukaryota; Metazoa; Chordata; Mammalia; Primates; Cercopithecidae. Gene Ontology annotation, molecular function: kinesin binding. Gene Ontology annotation, cellular component: ciliary basal body; centriole; non-motile cilium. The transcript has 24 exons. Bases 156 to 2375 code for a protein of 739 amino acids. The record is from RefSeq and is a predicted model, not a curated record.
GCUUCCGGCCCCGCCCGCCCCCCGCGCGGAGGACUGUGGGAGCGGCUUCCUUGGAUUCCGCGCUUGGCAACGGCUCGGCGUCGCGCUUUGGCCAACCGCCGCGUCGUCCCUGGGCCCGACUAACUGUCGCCCGCUUCCCUCAGCGUGAGGUAUAAAUGAUGCAAAAUGUGCACCUGGCUCCAGAGACAGAUGAAGAUGAUCUUUAUUCUGGCUAUAAUGACUACAAUCCAAUCUAUGAUAUCGAGGAAUUGGAGAAUGAUGCAGCUUUUCAGCAAGCUGUGAGGACUAGUCAUGGCAGAAGACCUCCAAUAACUGCUAAAAUAUCAAGCACGGCAGUUACUAGACCUAUAGCUACUGGAUAUGGGUCCAAGACAUCUCUGGCAUCAUCAAUAGGAAGACCAAUGACAGGGGCUAUUCAGGAUGGAGUUACUAGACCCAUGACAGCAGUGAGAGCAGCUGGUUUUACCAAAACAGCUUUGAGAGGCUCUGCAUUUGACCCCCUUGGUCAGUCAAGGGGCCCUGCUCCCCCUUUGGAAGCCAAGAAAAAAGAUAGCCCAGAAGAAAAAAUAAAGCAAUUAGAGAAGGAAGUAAAUGAGUUGGUAGAAGAAAGCUGUACUGCCAGUAGUUGUGGAGACUUAAAAUUGGCCUUAGAAAAAGCAAAAGAUGCGGGAAGAAAAGAGAGAGUCCUGGUGAGACAGCGAGAACAAGUUACAACUCCAGAAAAUAUCAAUUUGGAUUUAACUUACUCAGUUCUUUUCAAUUUGGCCAGUCAGUAUUCAGUUAAUGAAAUGUAUGCCGAAGCACUUAACACAUAUCAAGUUAUAGUGAAAAAUAAGAUGUUUAGCAAUGCAGGAAUAUUGAAAAUGAAUAUGGGAAAUAUCUAUUUAAAGCAAAGAAAUUAUUCCAAAGCCAUUAAAUUCUACCGAAUGGCAUUAGACCAAGUUCCAAGUGUCAAUAAGCAAAUGAGGAUUAAAAUAAUGCAGAACAUUGGAGUUACAUUUAUUCAGGCUGGUCAGUAUUCGGAUGCUAUUAAUUCAUAUGAGCACAUAAUGAGCAUGGCACCAAAUCUGAAGGCAGGCUACAACCUCACUAUCUGUUAUUUUGCUGUUGGAGACCGAGAAAAAAUGAAGAAAGCAUUCCAAAAGUUGAUUGCUGUUCCAUUAGAAAUUGAUGAAGAUAAAUAUAUUUCACCAAGCGAUGAUCCUCAUACUAACUUAGUAACUGAAGCUAUAAAAAACGAUCACCUCAGGCAAAUGGAAUGUGAAAGGAAAGCCAUGGCAGAAAAAUACAUUAUGACAUCUGCAAAACUCAUUGCUCCUGUAAUUGAAACAUCUUUUGCUGCAGGUUAUGAUUGGUGCGUGGAAGUGGUGAAAGCUUCUCAAUAUGUAGAGCUAGCCAAUGAUCUGGAAAUAAACAAAGCAGUUACAUACUUGAGACAAAAGGACUAUAACCAGGCUGUAGAGAUCUUAAAAGUGUUGGAAAAAAAGGACAGUAGAGUGAAAAGUGCAGCUGCGACCAAUCUCUCAGCCCUGUAUUAUAUGGGAAAGGAUUUUGCACAAGCCAGCAGCUAUGCAGAUAUAGCUGUGAACUCUGAUAGAUAUAAUCCAGCAGCUCUUACUAAUAAAGGUAAUACAGUUUUUGCAAAUGGUGAUUAUGAGAAGGCCGCUGAAUUCUAUAAAGAGGCUCUAAGAAAUGAUUCUUCUUGUACUGAAGCGCUUUAUAAUAUUGGCCUUACCUAUGAGAAACUAAAUCGGCUGGAUGAGGCUUUGGACUGUUUCCUGAAACUUCAUGCAAUCCUACGAAAUAGUGCGGAAGUUCUUUACCAGAUAGCAAAUAUAUAUGAAUUAAUGGAAAAUCCCAGUCAAGCUAUUGAAUGGCUAAUGCAGGUGGUCAGUGUUGUUCCAACCGAUCCUCAAGUUUUAUCUAAACUGGGAGAAUUAUAUGAUCAUGAAGGAGAUAAAUCUCAAGCAUUUCAAUAUUACUAUGAGUCAUAUAGGUAUUUUCCUUGUAAUAUUGAAGUCAUUGAGUGGCUUGGAGCCUAUUACAUUGACACCCAGUUUUGGGAAAAAGCCAUUCAGUACUUUGAAAGAGCUUCUCUUAUGCAGCCUACACAAGUGAAAUGGCAGCUGAUGGUAGCUAGUUGUUUUAGAAGAAGUGGUAACUACCAAAAAGCAUUAGAUACUUAUAAAGAUACUCACAGAAAAUUUCCAGAAAAUGUCGAAUGUCUGCGUUUCUUGGUUCGUCUCUGCACAGAUCUUGGAUUAAAAGAUGCUCAAGAAUAUGCCAGAAAACUGAAGAGGUUGGAAAAAAUGAAAGAAAUAAGGGAACAGGACAAGAUCACCAGUCACUUCUUCAAGGCCAUUGAUUUCAGAUAGUCUCGUGUUAGCCUCUCUGUUGAUUCGCUGGGAAAACAUUGAUUAUGAUCUGCCAUGCGUCUGGAGGACACAGUGAGGCCCAGGAGUUGGCCCUGGUGCCUGAGGCACUCGAGGCAGAGCUGUGGGACGGAGAGGGGAGGGUCUUCGCUCCAGAGGAGGUACUCAGAGGCAGUUCCCGGAGGGCUUGUGUUUGGAGUGGGCAUGAUUGGACACUUGGAGUUUGGGGUGGAGAGAAAAAAAUGUGGGCAGAGGUCUGAGGACAGGAAGUUAAGGCCACGUUUAUGGGUUCUUUGGAAUUGAAGCCACUAAGGAAUGUUUUUAGUUUUGUUUUGUUUUGAAUUUACAGUCAGGGCCAAUCUUCUUAAGAACCCUUAACUACGUAACAAGUAACUGCUCCUUGUUCCAUAAGACAGAAACCCAAUUCUUAGGAAGUAAAAGCAUAGUACGGUGGACGGAACCCUGGACUUUUUUCCUGACAUGACCAUUGGUCAACCAGGUGAUCUGGAAUGGACGUUUAGCUUUCUGGACCUCAUUCUUAUCAGCUGUAAAAUGAGGAUAGUGUUCUAGCUUUGAACUUCUCAAACUAUCUGUGGUGAAAUUAUUUUUUGCCAGUCUGUCACUGACAUUACUAGAAAAAUGAUCCUGUACUUGGAUGUCAGCUGGGUCCAACAUCCAGUAACAUUUUGGUGCUGUGCAAGUUUGUAGGCACUUGCCCUCUGUUCAUCUCAUUGAGGACAGGUGGCACUUUGUGGGCCAUCAGUGGUUUCCAGACCCCACUCUGGGUGGCCCAUUCUGGAUGACCCAUAGGAUCCACCAGCUCAUAAUGGUUCUUCCAGUCUCCAGAAGAGUGGCAUGCGAGUUUAUGGUCACAGAUUCAUAAUAAAGAGUAGGUUUAAAGGGAAAAAAUGUUUAUUUUCUGUCUUCCAGCAUUUAUUCACUUAAUUUGUUCAGUUAUUUUAUUUGUGGCUACUUUGCUCCUCCAUUCUGUGCCUUCUCUCAUUUUUUUUUUCCAAAGUGAGAAUGACAUAAUAUUUUUUCCAG